ACGUGUUCGAUGAAAUGUCUGAAAGAGUAUUUUUUUGGAUUGCUUUAUCUCUUUACUUUCGUUCGUGAUUUUGCAGUGUGGUUCUAAUAUUAUUGUGAACUGGCUGGUGUAGUGUCGAGGAAGAUGGUUAGUGGUAGCCUGAAAUGCCUUAUAUCUUCAGCAGUGGGUCGAGGUGUGACCGAAGUGAGAGCCAGGAUUUUCGGACAUAUGCUUAACCCAACAGGACAGAGAUCUCCUCAUAAGAUAUUAAGGAAGAAGCUUUUUGGUGACAAGGUUGCAGAAUGGUAUCCAUAUGACAUUAAGAAUGAGGAUCCCAAUGUCUUGGCUAGAGAAGAACAAGAGCGGAUAUCAAAGCUUGAGAUGUUGAAGCGUCGUAACAAAGGACCCCCAAAGAAGGGUCAUGGAAAACGUGCUUCAAAGCGUAACAAGUAGAAGUAACAACCAUAGCUACAAGAGAACAUUGCAUUUUUAGAAUCAGACUCUUCUUGUUGGAUCAGAUAGGACUUAUAAGUUAAAAGUUUCUCCUGAAAACUGCAUUGGUUUCCAAUAAUGUUAGUAUGUUGAAACACAGUUCAAAAGCUAUUUGCUUCCCUUUUGACUUUUGUUUCUCUUUUCUUACUCCUCUUCUUCAAUCUACAGUUACUUUAACAAA
Molecule: messenger RNA, 652 nt
Organism: Capsella rubella
Lineage: Eukaryota; Viridiplantae; Streptophyta; Magnoliopsida; Brassicales; Brassicaceae
Exons: 3
Coding region: 124-432 (102 amino acids)
Cellular component (GO): mitochondrion
Source: RefSeq, a predicted model, not a curated record